AUGUUAGAAUAUCGUCAAAAUAACAUCUAAGUUAUAGUAAGAGUAAAGCCUGAAUCAGGUUGUAUUUAGGUUGACGAGUGCGAUUCAACCGCAUUAUCAAUAUCGAACAAGCAAUAUCGUUACGAUCAUGUGAUUCCUCCAAGGGCUUCAUAAUAGGAUGUAUUCACAUUGAUAGGACAACCACUGAUUAACAAUGCUUUAUAAGGCUAUAAUGGGUGUGUCUUUGCUUAUGGUUAGACUGGAAGUGGCAAAACUCACACCUUAAUUGGUAAUAAUGAUGGAUUGCUUCCACAAUGUCUACAAUACAUUUUUGCUUGUUCUAUUGAGGAUCACAGUGUCAUCAUCAAAGGUUCUUAUCUAGAGAUCUACAACGAGUAGAUAUUUGAUCUGCUUUCAUCGUCUUCAACUUCUUUACAAAUAAGAGAGGAUCCCAAGAAAGGGAUUUAUGUCGAAAACUUGAAUGCUGCUGUCAUUUCAAAUUACGAUGAAGCUAUAGCCUUGCUAAGAAAGGGCAAUUCUAAUAGACACAUCGCGGCUACUAAGAUGAAUAGUGAAAGUUCAAGAAGUCAUGCAGUCUUUUUAAUUCAAUAUUCUACUUCGAUUUAAUAAGAAAAAUGUGAAGUUCAUUUAUAUUCGAAAAUGUACUUUGUUGAUUUGGCUGGAUCUGAGCGUUAGAAAACGGCAUAAACAGAAGGACAAAGAUUGAAGGAAACUCAAGCUAUAAAUAAAAGUUUGACUCAGCUUGGAUUGGUCAUUUAUGCAAUCGUAGAGAGAGAAAAAGGAAAUAAUAAAAUUCAUAUCCCAUUUAGAGAUUCUAAACUAACUACUCUUUUGAAAGAUUCACUCGGAGGCAAUUCUAAGACAUUCAUGGUGGCUGCGGUUAAUCCAUUGCACGAAGAGGAAAGCAUUUCAACUUUGAAAUUUGCAGAGAGAGUUAAGCAAAUAAAAGUUAAGGCUCAUGUCAAUAAAGAAUAUUCAGGAGAAGAGAUUACUAAGUUGAAUCUUCAAAUACAAUAACUGAAGGAAGAAUUGGUUAAGAAAACUAGAGAACUAGAAAACGUGUAGCCUAGUGAUGCUUUGUAAUCUUAAUUACAUAUGUAAUUCGAUGAAAUUUAGAAAUUACUUUAAUAGAUUCACCAAAGUGCUAUGCAGAUGGAAUUUGAAACUGUUGAGGGACUAUUGUAAGAGUAUGCUGAAAAGAAGAGUUAUAUUGUUUAGAUUUUAAAGUCAAUUAAUUUAUCAUUUAAAGAAGAGGAAACUACUAAUUAUCAGACUUUGAAUGAAAACAUUGAAUAUUAGAAUAAACUGAAGAUACAAUUGUUAUAAUAAGAAGAUGUCAUUUAUAAAUUACAAAAAAAGAAGAAGGAAUUGGAGCAAAACAUAGUUGACCAAUAAUAGGCUCAUAAGACUAUUCUUGCUUCUACUUAAAAGGGUUUUGAGGAUCAGAUCAAAAUGAAGGACUAUCUCUAUGAUUAAAUCAAAGAGGAUUUAGAUUAAAUGGAGGUCUCUAAAUUAUCACUAUAACAUCAACAUGAUAAAUUAAAGGAAGAAGUUCAACAAUAUAUUGAUAAAAUUGAACAAAUGUAGAUUCAAUUAUUUCAAAAUGAAUAGCAUCAAUCUUCUAUUUAUGAGGAGAAGAAUCAAAAUAUAUAAAAACUAGAUUAAGAUUUAUAAAAACAGAUAGAGUAUAAUUCUUAAUUGAGAUUGCAACUUGAAUAAAUUCAUGUCGAAAUCUACUAAAAUAAUUAAUAAUUCUAAGCGGAAACAAAUCUAUUGAAUGCUUAAAUUGAAUAAUAACAGCUCGAAAUUAAUAGAUUAAUGGAAUGGGUCUAGAAAUUAGAGGCUGAGAAUAUGAACAUCAAAUCAAAUAAUGAUUUUAAAAGAGAAUAUGAUUAAUUGACAUAGCAAUAUUCUAAUCUAAAAACAUAGUAAUAACAUUUAGAAUAAGAAUUGAAAUCUUUGUAAACUGAGAAUUAGUAUAACCUAAGUGUUAUAGAUAAUUUGGAGAUGUCAAUUAAAUCUUUUGAACUAUUUGAGGAUAAUUUGAGGUAGGAAAAUCAAUUAUAUAGAAACACCAUCCUUGAGUUAUAAGAAUAGCUCGAUUAGAAAUAAGAAAUAUUCUUAAACAUCUAAAAAUCAUUUAAAUUAGAUAAUUGUGAAAAUAUAAUUAAUGAAUUGAACAACAAAACUAAUUAACUUUACAGAAAUGAAUAGAAAUUGAGAUAAGAAAUAUCAUAAUUGAAGUCAGAAUAAUAAUUGUAUAUCUAAAAACUACAAAUUAGAGAUUAAACUAUAUCAGAUUUGCAAAAUGAAUUAUAGGAUUUACAAAAAACUCAUAGAACAAGUGAAGUGCAAAAGUAAAUAGAAUAAAAUGAAAAAAGCUAAAGUCAAAGGUAAUUGGAAUAAAAGAUAGCAUCCUUGAAAUUAGAGUAUGAUAAGAUAAAUAAAUCAAAAAAUGCAUUACUGGUGGAAUAUACAAAAUUAGAGAACAACCAAAAGGAGUUUGAGACAUUCUUACUAAUUCUCGAGAAGAAACUCUAAGAUUACGUGUCCAACACCUUUAGAAAAAAUAGAGUGAUGAGUUAAGAAUAAUAAAUUUUAUAUUUGAAAACUACUUAAAUCAAGCAAUCCAAAUUUGUGAUCAUUGAGGCUUUGGUUGAUAUAGUCAUAUUAGAUACAAUUGAUAGGUAAAUCAGAACAUUUUCUUAGAUAAGAAUAAAUUGA
Messenger RNA from Paramecium tetraurelia, 2724 nucleotides. RefSeq lists its product as uncharacterized. The transcript is spliced from 2 exons. Lineage: Eukaryota; Ciliophora; Oligohymenophorea; Peniculida; Parameciidae. Gene Ontology annotation, biological process: microtubule-based movement. Gene Ontology annotation, molecular function: ATP binding; microtubule binding; microtubule motor activity. The record is from RefSeq and is a predicted model, not a curated record.